This is a messenger RNA of Nelumbo nucifera (sacred lotus), 2517 nucleotides long. Its product is annotated as NAC domain-containing protein 82-like. Gene Ontology annotation, biological process: regulation of DNA-templated transcription. Gene Ontology annotation, molecular function: DNA binding. The record is from RefSeq and is a predicted model, not a curated record. NCBI's taxonomy places the organism in Eukaryota, Viridiplantae, Streptophyta, Magnoliopsida, Proteales, Nelumbonaceae.
CCUCUCGAUUUCCCUUCCCUCUUCUUUUUCUCUUACUCCAGCUCGCUUUCUUGUUUUCGCCUUCUCUCUCUUUCUUAGGCCGGCUCCUUCUCUCGCGUUACUUCCUCUCUCUCUCUCUCGUUAUCUCAUCCCUCUCGGGGUUCCUCUUGCACGUCAAAUGUCUGUUGACUUCAGCAUCAGCUUUCUGUUCUUUUCUCGCUGUGAUUUCAAUUUCAUGAACCGGGGUAGGUUGUGGUGUUGUCGUCGAAUCUUGUUUCGACACUGGACUUGACAGAUAAUGAAGGGGCGAUGAGAAUGGUUGCUUGAAGUUUUAUUUUGACUAUGGAUUGGUGGAUUUAGUUUUGUUUCUGUCAAGACUAUUGUUGGAUUUCUGAGGUAAAGUUAAAAAGUUCUGUUCGUUGCUGUAGAAGGUAGAGGAUAACCCUAUUUUCGUUCUAACGUUUUGAAGGAAGAAAAUACACUUAACAAUAAAAAAAGAAAAAGGAAGAGGGACAAACUUGGGUUUUGAGCAUUUCAAGUAGUGAGAUCUUCUGUAGGUGGUUUUUGAUGUCGAGGCCAACCCUUCCGCCUGGUUUUCGCUUCCAUCCUACCGAUGGUGAACUCGUACAAUACUAUCUCAAGAGGAAGGUGUUGGGAAAACCACUGCGCUUUGAAGCCAUUUCAGAGAUAGAUAUAUACAAGUUUGCUCCUUGGGAUCUUCGAGAAAAAUCAUGCUUGAAAAACAGAGAUCUGGAGUGGUAUUUCUUUUGUCCAAGAGAUAAGAAAUAUGCAAGUGGGCCAAGGACAAAUCGUACAACUGAAAUUGGAUACUGGAAAACAACUGGGAAAGAUAGAACUGUUCGUCACAAUUCACAAAUAGUGGGAAUGAAAAAAACUCUUGUUUUUCACACGGGCCGUUCACCCCGAGGAAUUAGAACCGAUUGGGUGAUGCAUGAAUACAGGCUUGAAGAUAAAGAUCUUGCUACUGCAGGCAUCUUUCAGGGUGCAUAUGUACUUUGCAGGAUCUUCCAGAAGAGUGGGCCAGGCCCCAGAAAUGGUGAACAAUAUGGAGCACCAUUUAGAGAGGAAGAUUGGGAAGAUGAUGUAAAUGAUCCUUUUUCUCUCCCUCUAGCUGACCCUGGUUCUCCAUCUAUUUUGCUGGAUGAUGACCAAAAUGUUUCCAUUGUGCCUGGAAGUGCUUUUGGGUCUUCUUUGGAGCCUAUUCCUUGUCAAGCUGGGCCUUCUAAUAAUACUUCAGAUCACACCUUGCCUGAGGAUGAUGAUAUUGUUUCAUUGUUGGCACUUUUUGGCAAUGAAGAAGAAGUCUUGGUUUCUACCAGCAAUGUUAGCAGUGAGAGUCCACAAUCAUCCAAUGUUGGAGUUGCUCAUUUGGAUGGAUAUGGGUUUUACAAUUCCUUGGAGGACAUAAUCACCUUGGAAGAGCUGAAUAAAAUUCAUUUCCCUAGCAGUUGUUUGGAAGCUGAAUAUCCACUGGAUCAAACCCAUAUCUGGGGUAGUUCAUCCUUUUUAGAAUUGAAAGAUCUGGAGCUUCCACUGGAAGAUCCUACAGUACAUGGUGCUGAUAACUUGUUUCUUGAUCCAUUGGCCUGCAAUAGCAAUUAUGAUAAUAUUGAGGGUUUGCCUGGUCCUGCUCUUCCUCUGGCUCUGCCUGCUCUUGGGUUAAGCAGGUGUAACACUCUUCCAGAGGGAUCUUCCAUUGAGGAAGAAUUGGCUCCAUUUUUUAAGGACAAUGGCAAUGGGGCAAAUGCAAGCGGUGGACAGGAUGCUUUGUAUAACAUUUCUUCUUCAAGUAAAAAUUUUCAAGAGGGAGGAAAGCAACAGGCCCUGGCAAGAGGUGGGCCACAAAAAGCAUCCUUUUCCAGACUUCAGUAUCUGUUACAUUCCGUUCCUGCGCGUCCUACCUUUGCUGCAGAGUACCUGUUUCCUACCAAUAGAGAGAAGGGAGCUAUGGAUAGUAGGAUGAUGUAUCCAUAUGGUGGCUCUGGCUCCUCUAUCCAAGUCAAAGUCGAUGUGAUUAUUACAUGUGGGAGCACUAAAGACGGUUUGUCAGACAAGUAUGAGGAGUUUCCUUGUGUGUCUUGUUAUGGCUGCAACCUGUCCUGGUUGGGGUUUGGUAAGCAAGCAGUCACUCGCAGCAAGCUGGUUUACAUUCGUUUUCUUACUGGGAAUGGUUUCUGCUUUCCUGAUUAUUGGAAUUAUCAAUUAUUCACACAAUCACACCCAUUGAUUGGAAUUUCCAUUUCAAUCUGGAAGUCUGUAAGCAUUUUAACGUCUUUAUAACAGUUUAUCUAGGGUAAUGAGGUGUUUCAUUAAUUGUUUGUGGGGACAUCACUUUCUCUUUUGGGUUUGUGGCGGGGGGGUUGAUUUUACUCUUGAACCUGAAAUUUUAGAACUAUUUACGGGCUGGAUUGAUUGCUUGCACCAGGCCUGGUUUAUCAAUGUAAUGCAUAUUUAAAAGUAUUAGCGAAAUGUGUACAUGCUUUGCACUUGGCUAUUUAGAUCAUGGUGAUUGUUUAA